This is a messenger RNA of Bradysia coprophila, 1510 nucleotides long. RefSeq lists its product as uncharacterized. The record is from RefSeq and is a predicted model, not a curated record. Lineage: Eukaryota; Metazoa; Arthropoda; Insecta; Diptera; Sciaridae.
AGAAAAAUAUUUUUGAAUGUGACAGGUAGCUUAAGUACACAAAAUAAUUCGCAAAAACGACAACAAAGUGAGGACUUUCACCGAAAUGUUUCUGAAAAAUGCAAUACAAACGUUAGAUCAUCGCUGGACAAUCAAGUCCUACCUACCGCACACAUCAUCGUUGAUACACGUUUUGAAAACGCUACGACCAACCGAAAAGGAUUACAUUGCUGACCAUGUCACAAAAAAGGAAUGGAAUCUCGGCAGUCCGAAUGUUUUGGAUAUUUUACAGCAGAGCGGAAUACUUCGAAUGUCUGACUUUAUGGUGGUAAAAAUCGAAAGCGAAGAUACCCUGGAAGUGGAACUAAUUUUCAAUGAUUUACUAGAAAUACAACAGUUGUCGCUGCUGGCCGAUUUGAUCGAGAAUAUCGAUCGAACCGAUCCCCGAUCACAACUGGUGGCGCAAUGCCUAAACGACGGAUUUCGCAGAUUCUUAGCCGACAUGUCAACAGGUGCCUUCGCGCUCAACAGGAACUACUUACACGAAUUGAGACCUCAUCUGACCGGCGAACAGAUGGAGAAGAUACGGAUCUUACAUUUGAAAUUGUUGUUGGACGUAUCUGAUUGCAGUUUGGUGGAAGCCAUUGCACAGCUGAGUGAAUGGAUGAAUGACAUAGACAAUAGCUUGAACAACGGAUUCAAAGAGCUGAUCAGGGAGUUUCUGUUCGACCAGGAGAAGGUAGUGCAGUGUCUGAUGAAGAAAGUCUUUUCCGACAAAUUUCAUGGAUGGAAAUGGUACGCUUAUGUCCUUCGCACCAUUACCAGCAGUUUAAAGUCACAGUCGGUGAAGAUCAUCAAGGGAUUUCUGAAGGAUCUGUACUCAUCAUUUCUGGUGCAGAAGAAUAAAAACUUUUUCUUGAUCAUGAUCGUGACAGCGCGUGUUCUAUGUACCGGUGACCGGGAGCGUUUCGGCGAUUAUGCGCAGUGGUACAGGAACCAAUUCAGCGACAUGCGCUACAGGAUCAGCAAAGAGGAUUUCGUUAGUACGCUCGAAAUGUUGCAGUCGUUGGUUUCGUAUGAAAAUGACGUUGGCAUCUUGCACAUUUAUGCCGCAACGGCGAUAUCACCUCCGACUCUUUGCAACGAUCUGGUGUUGAAUUUUAAGCUGAUGUGUCGCAGUAAAAUGGAACGACUGAAAUUGGAUGCGUCCGGUGAUGGAAGGACCGACGAGAAUGUUGUACCAAUUGAUAUUGAUGACGAUGACUUUGAGAAUGAAAAUAACAUUUUUCUGUCGUGAAAUCAUUUUUUGCGUUUUUCUUUUUCGUUUAUUUCAAAAUCCAACUGCUUCCGUUUACACACAAAAUGAUUUGGAGCUUAAAUGCUACGCACACACAAACGAACAAAACAAAAAAAAAUGCAAUUGACGUGUAAUAUGAGCUUGAACGUUUCUUUUCGUUAUAAAUUAAUUAUCAGGAUUCAAUCCCGUUAAGAUCGAGCAAAUUGAGCUAAUUGAAGAACAUUGGUACAUCCA